This is a messenger RNA of Drosophila obscura, 4432 nucleotides long. It is a transcript of the gene Ice1, whose product is annotated as little elongation complex subunit 1. The transcript is spliced from 2 exons. The record is from RefSeq and is a predicted model, not a curated record. The coding region runs from base 243 to 4343 and encodes 1366 amino acids. NCBI's taxonomy places the organism in Eukaryota, Metazoa, Arthropoda, Insecta, Diptera, Drosophilidae.
UUUUCCAUCCAUAGUAGGGUACCGGUUGUAAAAAAGAAACGCGGAUUAUUUUUUAGUUUUUAUUUUAUCUGUGUUUUAAAUAAGUUAACCCUAAGGUGUCCCCACGCCUCAUUGCUAAAAUACAUCCGUGGUGUCAAUAGAUAUGCAGCUUCCCGCAAAUUUCCAUGCAAACUAAGCGUUUAUCCCGCGCCACAACGUAAACACGUGAAGUACCACAACAAAAGGGAGGUGGAGGAGGCGCCAUGGCCAUGCCGGAGAACCUACAGUUCCCCGAGAUCAACAUUGAUCACCUUCUGGGCCAGUGCGCUCAAGGGGGCACUUUCCUGACCCCGCAGUUUCGGCACUCUUCGAUACCCAAGAGCAACACCAACGCCCAGUCCAAGCGUCGCCGUCUGUCCGAGCGGAUUUGCGACAAUGAUGAGUUGAUUCGGAAACUGAAGCAGCUGCAGGGCCACAAUCAAAAACUGACCGAUACGCAGCGGACAGCGAAGGAGGUGACCGAUCUGUACACGAAAGAGAAGCAACAGAGGAUUGAGCUGGAGAGGCAGUGCCAAGAACUCGGUGGCCGCUGCAACGAGCUGGAAAUAAAACUGGAUGCACAAGUCACCAACUGUGAGAAUCUGGAGGAGGAGCUGAAGGUCAGGGCCCUGCCGAUGGAUGCCAAAGACCUGGUCGAGGCCUACAUGCAACUCGCGCACAGAGUUGGCGACGAUGCCGGGCUCCCGCGACGUGAACAGAAUAUAAUGAAAAAAGUCAGAGACUACUGCAAGUCGGCAAAGAUCGCAGUGCCAGAGCCGAAGAGUCCGAAUACGAAAGCGAAGCGGAAAGGAAACCAAUCAACGAUGAAAACGCAAUCCACGCAAACUUCGACCAAGCUGGCGACCAAUACGUGUUCCAUUGGGGUGCAAGUGGUGAAUCUGGUAGAGACCCGCAAUCAGGGGACGCAGCAUAAGAACACCACAACCACAAGAGGCACCACCACGGCCUCCUUCAUCAAGUACCGCGAUGUGGGCACUUGCUUUCCGGAACCGAAGCCCCCGCCGAAUGUGCGACAAAUCCUAGAUGAGAUGCUAUCCUGGCACAGCCACGAUAUCGCCAAGCCCCUCAGCCCCAUAAUGGAUCCUUUGUUUGUGGUGGAGGAAGACAUCCCCAUCCACAAGACAUCCACCACAGACGUGGGCACCUGCACCAUGCUGUGCAAUGUGCACCGAGAGAUCGACUUCAUGCCGGAGGUGCCGUCACAGCUGAAGGUCUCCACAUCUCGGCCACCCUCGCGCACCAUGCUCGAAAGUGUGAAGGAUGAGACACUGACGGGGGGCGGCAACGUUCCGGCUGGCCACAACAAGGAGUUUGCCAGGGAGAUUCUCAACUUUCUACCUCACAACCAAAGCUGCCUCGCUAACCUGCCGCCCCAGGCAUUCGAUGAGCUGUGGCAGGUUAUUGGUCAAAUGGUUCUCUGUCUGCUCCACAGGCGUUCGAACCCACCACAGUCACCGCCGCCCAGCAUCAAUCAAAUGGACUUCACCAGCUGGCUCUAUGCCCUUUACGAGGGCACACUGACCCAUCCGGUGAUUGAGAAGCAGCUUGGGCCCGAGCAUGCAUCCAGCGGAAGCAGCAAGAAAGAUAACUACGAGUCGGACACAGAUGGCCGGGGCAUGGAUGUUGGCACCGAUCCCAUGGACUUAAUCGCCGAAUCGCCCAACAUCAGCAUCAGAGGGGAGCUCACGCCGAUCCAUCUGCCACCGAAGCCACCAAAGCCACCGAAAGAACGAAAGCAAAAGUCUAGAAAACGCAAAGCAGCUUCGCUUCUGAAGCCCAUCCCCAAGCGAAAGCCUGUGGAACUGCCCUCGCACGAAGCACCACUCCAAGUGGCCAAUGAGUCAAUGCAAGUGCACCAGGAAGUGGAGUGCCCAGCACCAGAGACGGCGAUUCAAUUCAUAAGCAAUCUAAACACCUUCAACAUACCCUACUGUGAUAAUCUGGACUAUGAAUUGGAUUCGGAGGAGCGGUAUUUGCUUCACUUGACCACCAAUGGCCCUGGCAUACAAGGGACAGAGCCAAGAGGCGGCGAAACAGAUGAGGAUGUGCAACUUUCUAAAGGCAAUUCUGAUGAAGAAACUUCUCUGGAACAGCCGCAACCUGCGCAAGAGGAACUCAAUGAGAAUGUGGAACAUGCUACGAGCGAAACAGAUUCAUGGCCAGUGGAAUGCAAUUCUCAAGUCUUCACUGACGAAGACACUUCUCCAGAACAGCUGCUGCCCAUCCAAGAGGAACUAAUUGAGAGUGAGGAAGAUGCUACGAGCGAAAACCACUCAUUGCCCGCGGAAUGCAAUUCACAAUUCGUCACCGAUGAAGAAACUUCUCUGGAACAGCAAACCAAACUCAGUGAGAAUGAGGAUGUUAGGGCGCCAGGGAUAUGUGGCAAUAAUAUGCCAUUUUUCCUAGAUGACAAAGAGGACAGGGCAGAACCAGAACAAGCAGCAGAUCCACCCAAACUAUCAACGGCAGUGCACACGAAUUUUAAUUUGGAGCUGUUCGGCAGCGAGUCAGACUCGGAAGGUGGUGCUACGAGCGAGGAGCAGCUGCCUUCGGAUUCGUUUGAUUUCAGUUGUAGCACCAGUGAGGAAUCGGAAGAUGAGUCGCAACUAGUUAUAGAGGAAGAAAGCUGCUCACCGACACCACAAUCCCCGAAGGCACAAUCCCCGAAGGCACAAUCCCCGAAGUCACAAUCCCCACUGCGAUCGGCCUUUAGUCCGCUCAAAAGGAACGAACGAGCAAGCGAGUCGCCGCAAAAAGAAGUUCGUUUAACUCGAUUGAGAGCCAAGCAGAUCGAAAUGGAACAGAAUAGCCUGAAAGAGCAACUGGCAAAAGAUAUUGAUACAAAAGGAGAGCAGACGCCAAAACAGGAAGAUGAAAGGAGAGCAGAGAGAAAGGAGACGAAGGAAAUGGAGCACAAGACAUCUUCUUGCUAUGACUUGGAGUCUCCAGCCUCACCCCCUUCCCAGGAGACGAACGAUAGCGACAGUCCACCCAUCGAGAUCCCAUUGGAGCUGUCAGGGUGCCCAAGGGGCGACGCGGAACCCAAGGCUAUGCUUAUGCAUGUUCUGGAGGCCCCCAAGGGUAGAGUGAAGGGUCCUAAGCAUCACAGCCAGACGCAGCUUGAUAUGCUGUGCUCCACAAUAAAAAGAUAUCUCACGGACACCAUGCAACUCGACUCCACAUGCAGCGACUUCUCGUUGGAGGUCUUUAAGGUAACGCAGGAUGUGGCUGUCAUUGUCCAUGUGAUGUUAAAAACAUUCUGCCAGAUGACCUACGAUUGGACGGAGCCCCAGCCAAACGACCCGCUGGAUCGCCUGCUGAAUGCCCUCAGAUACUUUGAAGUGUUUAGAGGCCAGAGCCAACCCUCCUACACGCAGAGCUUCUUAUGCGCGCUGGAGAAGCGUCUCUUCAGGCUGACCAAGGAAAGACUGCAGUGGGACUGGUCCAUUACGUGCGUCAAACUCUACCUGCAGAUGGUGCGACUGCAGCUAAGCCAUUCGAAUCCGGAGACCUACGAGAACCCGUCGCGCUUGCUGCUUGCAAAAAUACUCUAUCACUACGACAAGGAAGUGCCGCAGCUGGCGUACGAGGUGUUGUGCUGCCAUCCCACGGUGCUGCCCCACCGCGAGGAGCGCGAGUACAACAACUCCGAUCCCCUGAUCACUGUGAUCAAGCACCUGCUGAUGAGUCGGAAGUACGACGUGGGUGAGCCCAAUGGAAGUGGACGAUUGCUGCUCUCCAAGCUUCGCUUCGAGUAUCACUUCCAGCCCUUUGAGCCCACCAGCGAACAGGUGCUGGAGAACCUGGUGAGCAAGCUGAAAGUGGGCCACCUGGAGCAGCUGAGCUACGCCUUUGCCCUCUUCUGCCGUCGCAGCACGAGAGUGGAUGUGCUGAACAAUGUGCUCGCCCAGCACCUGGUGCCGCUCGCCUCCAGCUACUGUGAUCUAAGUGCACACACCGAUGCGUACGAUGUCCGACUCGCGGGAAUUCUGCAGUGUAUAUCGGUGGUUGUGAAGCCGCUGCCCAUCGAGACCGAUAUCUCCGGCUAUAUGGGGCUGUUCAAGCGCCUGCUCGUGGCGGUGCCACGGCCCGGCGUUCAGGAGGCAGCCGUUCAGGCCAUCUUGCGGCUGCAACGGUUCGGCUUUAAGCACGCCCUCGAUGCCCUGCAGAACUACAGACCCAACUACCAGCUGUCGCCCCUGACACGCGCCAUGAUGCGCAGCUUUGUGCAGCGGCGGCGCGUCUUUCAUUUCCAGAUGAAGCAUGCCCAGACCCAACCGCAUGAGGCGGGGAAACGAGAUUGAUUCUUUUAUAUGAAUUGCAACUAUUUAUUUAUAUUGUAAUAUAUAUUUUAUGUAUAGAUUUUGGAUUAAACUAAAUGCCAACUGCAACU